AUGCCUUCCCCAUCAAACAUCAAAGAGAUGCAAAAAUUAGCAGGACGGUUAGCAGCACUCAAUCGUUUCCUAGCUAAUCACGCCGCAAAGUCCUUUCCGUUCAUCAAGACAUUGCGCAACUGUAUGAAGAAAAGCCAGUUUCAGUGGACUCCGGAAGCGGAAAGCGCGUUCCGAGAGAUGAAAGACUGCCUCAUCAAGCUGCCAACAUUAACCGCACCAAUCAAAGGAGAACCCUUGGUACUAUAUUUGUCAGCUUCUGAUAGAGCAGUUGGAGCAGUGCUACUCGUCGAUCGUCAAGGUAUCCAAACACCAGUCUACUAUGUGUCACGAACCUUGACCGACCCAGAAACUCGGUACGCCAUCAUGGAGAAACUAGUCCUCGCAUUGAUCCAUGCAUCAAGACGGCUGCAAAGGUAUUUCGCUAACCAUGUCCUACAUGUGUUAACAAACUACAACAUCGGCAACAUCCUGGCAAGGCCAGAAAUCUUAGGAAGGCUAGCUAAAUGGGCAAUAGAACUUGGCGGCCACAACGUGGUUUUCAGACCAAGACCAGCCAUCAAGGGCCAAGUGUUAGCAGAUUUCAUGACAGAGGUACCUGACGAUAAGGAUCGAGAAUGUAAAGCAAUGGAAAAGGCCGAAAAGCAAAAAGUAGAAGAACCAUGGCUGCUUUACACAUAUGGCGCGUCUAACGAAGACGGCGCAGGCGCAGGGAUUCGGCCGGUGAGCCCUGACAAACAUGAAUUCACGUACGCCAUACGUCUGGAUUUCAAGAGCACGAACAAUGAAGCAGAGUAUGAAGCCUUUCUUGCUGGUUUAAGAUUGGCAAUCAAAAUGGGAGUCAAACACAUCGAAGCGCAUGUAGAUUCCAUGUUAGUGGCCGGACAAAUUAACGGCCAAUACAAAGCCAAAGGAGAUGUAAUGGCGCUCUAUCUGAGUCAAGAAAAGACGUUGCUACAAACCUUCUAUUCCUACAAGGUGCAUCACAUAAACAGAAGCGAGAACAAAUCAGCAGACACGCUGAGUAAACUCGCAUCUACGAGCUUUCAACACCUUGCAAAGGAUGUGCGCAUAGAAGUUUUAAGCAACCCAUCUGUUCCACUUCGGGAGGUAAGCGUCAUCCAGACAGGGACAACGUCUUGGAUGACUCCAAUAAUCAUGUACCUUCAAUCCGGGAUACUCCCCGAGAACAAAGCCGAGGCGAGGAAAUUCCAGUACAAGGCCGAGCAUUAUCAGAUGGCCGAUGGAAUUUUAUACCGGAAGUCAUACCUUGGCCCAUUGUUGAGAUGCGUCGACGCUGAAGACGCAAACUAUUUGAUCAGAGAGGUCCAUGAAGGAAUCUGUGGUAUACAUGCCGGGCCAAAAAUGGUGGUGGCAAAAGUGAUGAACGUCGGGUACUACUGGCCCGGGAUGCAUUUAGACGCGGUAAAAGAGUUGAGGAAGCCUGCAGACGAUCUUGAACGAUGGUUCAAAGAAUUGUACAUCGAACACACCUUCUCUUCGGUUGCGCACCCGCAGGGGAAUGGUCAAGUAGAAGCAGUUAACAAAAGCAUUGUCAAUGCUAUCAAGGCGGGGCUAGGCGAGAAAAGAAGGGGCUGGGUUGACGAGCUGCCCAGCAUACUGUGGGCCCACAGAACAAUGCCAAAAACAAGCAACGGUGAGACACCGUUCAGUCUAGUUUAUAGGUCUGAAGCAGUAAUACCAGCAGAGAUAGGACUGCCAUCCCCACGAAUGCUCUCCAUGAACUUAAUCGACAACGAAAAGGAAAGGAGGAUCGACCUGGACCUCCUGGAAGAAAGAAGAGAGAUGGCGGCAAUCAACGAAGCGAAAUACAAAACGAAGCUAGAAAAAUAUUACAACUCCAAAGUCCGGGUAUGCACUUUUAACCCAGGAGAUUACGUCCUGAGAGACAACGAGGCUUCCAAUGAAGAAAAGCCUGGGAAACUGGCUCCCAAGUGGGAAGGUCCAUAUGUAAUAGAGGCAGUACUCGGCAAGGGAGCUUACAAACUGCGCACCAUCGAAGACAAGGAGGUUCCGCGAACUUGGAACGCCUAA
Messenger RNA from Helianthus annuus (common sunflower), 2052 nucleotides. RefSeq lists its product as uncharacterized. The record is from RefSeq and is a predicted model, not a curated record. Gene Ontology annotation, biological process: DNA integration. Gene Ontology annotation, molecular function: nucleic acid binding; RNA-DNA hybrid ribonuclease activity. The transcript has 2 exons. The coding region runs from base 1 to 2052 and encodes 683 amino acids. NCBI's taxonomy places the organism in Eukaryota, Viridiplantae, Streptophyta, Magnoliopsida, Asterales, Asteraceae.